AUGGACAAUUCUUUAAGUUCUGAUGAAAGUUAUGAUCUGGGAUAUCAACCUUCACCUUCUUCUAUGGAUCAAUCAGCAGUUGAAACUUCAACAAUGAGUAGUGAUUCGUUUCUAUGCCGCCGGACUAAUUCAGAUGUCUCGGCUUUCUCUGAGUCAGUAGGUGAUGGCAGCUACUCUGGUGAUGCUUCUCCUUCUUGCUGGCCAAAUGUGAAAUCCAACCUCAGUAACCAAGCUGUCCUCAGCAGACUAGGAAUGAAGAAACGUAUGAAUCUCACAGACGAUAAACUCGAAGAUCUUGAAGCUAUGGAUUCAGAACUUGAGUUGAUGAAAGAAAGAUUUGCAAAGCUUUUGUUGGGUGAAGACAUGUCAGGAAGUGGCAAAGGUGUAUGCACAGCUGUUACAAUCUCAAAUUCUGUUACCAACCUCUAUGCCACUGUUUUUGGGGCAAAUCUAAGGUUAGAGCCUUUGAAUCCUGAGAAGAAAGCAAUGUGGAAAAGGGAAAUGGAUUGUCUUUUAUCCGUCUGUGAUUAUAUAGUAGAACUCACUCCAGUAUCCCAAACUUUACCAAAUGGGACAUGCGUGGAGAUGAUGACAAGCAGACCACGAUCUGAUAUUUAUAUUAACCUUCCAGCUUUGCAAAAGCUUGAUGCUAUGCUCAUUGAAGUGCUUGAUAGUUUUCAGGAUACCGAGUUCUGGUAUGCCGAACAAGGGAGCAUUUCAUCAAAGUCAACUAGUUCUGCAGCAGCAUCAGGAUCGUUUCGAAGGAUUAGUGUGCAGCGAAGUGAGGAUAAAUGGUGGGUGCCGGUUCCAUGUGCUCCUCCAGGUGGCCUGUCUGAGAAAUCAAGGAAGCAUUUGAGACACAAACGCGACAGUUGUAAUCAAAUACACAAAGCAGCCAUGGCAAUCAACAGCAGCAUUCUUUCUGAGAUGGAAAUUCCGGAGUCAUACAUGGCAAGUCUUCCAAAGAGCGGAAAAGCUUGUCUGGGAGAUUCGAUUUACCGAUACAUGUCUACCUCAGAGAAGUUCUCCCCAGAACAUCUUCUCGACUGUCUCCAUAUAGCUUCUGAACAUGAAGCACUUGAACUUGCAGACAGAGUUGAGUCUUCAAUGUACACAUGGAGACGUAAAGCAUGCAUGAGUAAUUCAAAGUCUUCAUGGGUGAUGGUAAAGGAUCUAAUGUCAGAGACAGACAGGAAUGAUAAAAACCAUGUCCUAGCUGAGAGAGCAGAAACCUUGUUGUUCUCUUUGAAGCAGAGAUAUCCUGAGCUCUCUCAGACAUCCUUGGACACAUGCAAGAUUCAAUACAACAAGGAUGUGGGGCAAGCAGUACUAGAGAGCUACUCAAGAGUGUUGGAAAGCUUUGCAUACAACAUUGUUGCUUGGAUUGAAGACGUAAUUCAUGUGGACAGAUCGAUGAGGAACCAAGACCAGUAG
Molecule: messenger RNA, 1434 nt
Organism: Fragaria vesca subsp. vesca
Lineage: Eukaryota; Viridiplantae; Streptophyta; Magnoliopsida; Rosales; Rosaceae
Product: rop guanine nucleotide exchange factor 2-like
Exons: 7
Coding region: 1-1434 (477 amino acids)
Molecular function (GO): guanyl-nucleotide exchange factor activity
Source: RefSeq, a predicted model, not a curated record